Molecule: messenger RNA, 3087 nt
Organism: Carassius auratus (goldfish)
Lineage: Eukaryota; Metazoa; Chordata; Actinopteri; Cypriniformes; Cyprinidae
Product: nuclear factor 7, brain-like
Exons: 6
Coding region: 559-1917 (452 amino acids)
Molecular function (GO): protein binding; zinc ion binding
Source: RefSeq, a predicted model, not a curated record
CUAAUUUUCUCAUUGUAAGAAGUUACAUUCUGAGGUUGGAGAGCUUUUUAUCUAAACUACAGCACUAUUUUAAGUGCAUUAAAUCAUUAACCAGAUGAACAACACCUACAUUCUGUUGCCAACAGUCACUGUAACAGAAGUAAACAGUUCUCCAUUGAAUUGAACAGGAUCAUGUCACUUUGUCACCGCGUGUUACUGAUGGUGUGAAGAGGCCAACUCUACAGUUCUGUCAUUGACUUUACAUGAGAACUAUUCACACAGAACUGACUCUGUCCAUCCAUUCAGAUUCUAAAUCACAAUCCAGAGAUCAGAGUCAAAUCAUGCAGCAGAGGGUCAAAGAGCAUGAGAUACAAACAGGCAAGAUAAUAAAAGUGCAUAAACUCCCCCCAUUACAAGACUUACCAGGAAGAGACUGUCUCAUUAUUUCUGUUCUGCUGCCUCCUUUCUGUAUCUCUGGGAGAAAAAAAAAGGAAUCAGUGAUUAGUGGAGAACAGAACAUUCAAAAAAACUUGUUUUUAAAAGAGGUUUAAACAAGUGGAUCUCUUGACAACAGUGAAAAUGGCUUCAUUAAAUGUAUCUGCAGAAGAGCUUUCUUGUCCCGUGUGCUGUGAAAUCUUCAAGGAUCCUGUUGUUUUAUCCUGUAGUCACAGUUUCUGUAAAGACUGUCUUCAACAGUUUUGGAAAACCAAGGAAACUCAGGAGUGUCCUCUCUGCAGGAGAAGAUCCUCGAGAGAUGAACAUCCAUGUAAUCUAGUGCUAAAAAACUUGUGUGAGUCAUUCACGGAGGAGAGAAAUGAGAGGAUUUCAUCAGGAUCUGAGGAGAUGUGUAGUUUACACGGAGAGAAACUCAAACUCUUCUGUCUGGAGGACAAACAGCCGUUGUGUUUAGUGUGUAGAGAUUCACAGAAAUACAUCAAUCACACGUUCAGGCCCAUUAAUGAAAUCGUUUCUUCUUACAAGGAGGAGCUCAAUACAGCACUGAAGACCUUACAAGAGAAACUGACACACAGAGAGAAGAUGAAAAAAGAGUGUGUGAAAACAGUUCAACACAUCAAGUCUCAAGCUGAGCAUACAGAGCGUCAGAUUAAACUGCAGUUUGAGAAGCUUCAUCAGUUUCUCAGAGACGAAGAAGACGCUACAAUCACUGCGCUGAGGGAGGAAGAGGAGCAGAAGAAGCAGAUGAUGAAGGAGAAGCUGGAGGAGAUCAACAGACACAUCUCAGCUCUUUCACAGACAAUCAAAGACACGGAGGAGAGGAUGAGAGCCAGUGAUGUCUGCUUUCUAAAGGAGUUUCCAGUCUCAAUGGAAAGAGUCCAGAUCUCAUCAGAGCCGGAUCCACAGACACCUUCUGGAGCCUUGAUUAAUGUGCCACGAUAUUUGGGAAACCUGUCCUUCAGAGUCUGGAAGAAGAUGCAGGACAUCGUCCAAUACAGACCUGUGAUUCUGGAUCCUAACACUGCAAAUCCAGAUCUUAUCGUGUCUGAUGAUCUGACCUGUGCAAGACACAGCUGGAAGAAACAACCUCUUCCUGAUAAUCCAGAGAGAUUUGACCAUUAUUCUUGUGUUCUGGGUUCAGAGGGGUUUAGCUCAGGAACACACUGCUGGGACGUGGAGAUUAAAAAAAGCAAAUGCUGGAAUCUUGGAGUAACUACAGCAUCAAACCAGAGGAAGGGACGUGAUUUCUUUAGCGCUGAUGUCUGGUGUGUGUGGUAUGGAUUAUUUGAACCAUCAGGUUUUCCUCUUGAACAGGAUCUUGAGCGUGUGAGAGUGGAUCUGGACUAUGAGAGAGGAACUGUGUCCUUCUCUGAUCCUGUGACUAACACACAUCUACACACAUUCACAACCACCUUCACUGACACGGUCUUUCCAUUCUUCCGUUGUUAUAGGUUUUCCCCUCUGAGGAUCUUACCAUUAUAGUCAUUAUAGUGCUGAAGUUAAUAUCAAGUCACUUAAUUUCAUACACAGUAUUCUCAGAUAUUUUUAGAGCUGCUACAGUCAUGGAAAACCUGGAAACAUCAAGUCAUUUUAAACUGUGAAAAACACAUGAAACCCAAAAAGUUAAAAAUAAUGCAUUUCUUUAAUAUUUAAUAUGUUCAUGUUCUUCCAGACAUGCAUGACUUGCUUUCUUCUGUGGAAAACUAGAUGAAAACGGUGUGCUGUAAUGCACGGAAGAAAAAUCCAAAACUAGGUUUUGGGGAAUUACCUUUAAAAUUCAAACUUUAACUAUUCGGUCAGUAUGACAUUAUUCUGACAUCUAGUUGACCACUAAAGUAAUAAUAUAGAGUUUACAUGAUUCUUGUAAAGUCUGAGAUUAUAAUUUUAUAAUAUAAUUUUAUAUUGUGAACUAAUCUAUUGCAAACAAGUCUUCUGUGCAAUAUAGACAGUAUGAAUCACUUUUGGAAUGGAUUACUUUUAAGAUGGAUGGAUGCUCUAUUUUUGGGGCUUCAAAAUUGUGAGCGCCAUUCACUACCAUUAUAAAGCUUGAAAGAGCCAGGAUAUUUUUUUUUAUAUAAGUCAGAUUAUGUUUGUAUGAAAGACACCUAUAGGGUGGUUUGAGGGUGAGUAAAUCAUGGAUAAAUGUUCAUUUUUUGUGGGGGAACUAUCCCUUUAAGGUUUGCCUUAUAACUAAUAAGCAAUCUUUUAAGACCAGUCAUUUUCUAUCUGUUUCCAUAUAUUUUAAUAGAAAUAAAUGCAUUUAGUAAUUUGUAUAAAUAUGGUGUACUGACAGAAAAUCUGUGAAAUGCUUAUAUAUAAUUAAAUGCUUACACUCCAAUAAAGUACAUUUUUCAAGUUGCCAGACACAAAUAAACAUAAUUCUGUAAAUUUUUAAAAUGAAGAAAACUUUUGCCUUUUUUACUAUAAUAUAAAAUGUAUAUAAGGACAUUUAUUGUUGUGUUAUGAAUCAUAAAAACACACACACUUUUGUGUUAUUUAUGGCCUGAUCUUGUGAUGCCUGCUUGCUUUACCCGGACAUCUUUAGACUUAGCGCAACUGCAUUUUGCCACCUUGAACUCCUCCCCAACAGAUGACAGAGGGAGCUGCAGUGGUCCUGAUCAAAUGUAGUGGUCCACUGAAGAGAAGCUUGGG